Sitodiplosis mosellana (orange wheat blossom midge) is the source of this 4621-nucleotide messenger RNA. RefSeq names its product ATP-dependent DNA helicase Q1-like. Gene Ontology annotation, biological process: double-strand break repair via homologous recombination. Gene Ontology annotation, molecular function: four-way junction helicase activity; nucleic acid binding; 3'-5' DNA helicase activity. Gene Ontology annotation, cellular component: cytoplasm; chromosome. The record is from RefSeq and is a predicted model, not a curated record. The coding region runs from base 2368 to 4491 and encodes 707 amino acids. Lineage: Eukaryota; Metazoa; Arthropoda; Insecta; Diptera; Cecidomyiidae. The transcript has 7 exons.
GUUGACGUAGUUCUGCAAAAUAGGCGGACGCUUCAUCGACUUUGAGUCCAGGCACCGGAUCUGUUCCCGCAAAUACUUCGCAUUGCAUCUGUUGAAGACAGAGAAAAAAUAUUUUGUUAAAAAAUAAUAAAUCACGACUCAUCAUUGUGUGAAAGAAAAGUCUUACCAAAUCAAGGCUAAUUUGUUGCAGAGCACCGGUUGAUAUCUGGCGCACGUCAUCGCUCAGCAGCAGUUUGUAGAAUGAGUUUGCGAUGUGUUCACAGGCUUUCUUACACGUGACUUGUGCCACAUUUGGCAAUAGAUACGAGAAACUUUGGAAGGUGCUUUGCAAAAAGGCGAUCAUAUCGGUGAUGAAUGGUGAUGCAUGACCCUUUGGAUCGGGCAAAAGCCAGUCGUAAUUUUCGAGCUCUUCAAAGAAUUCAUCCAAUUUUGAACACAAUUUGGCGGACACUUGCAUCUCUGCUUCGGCUCGUGCCACUUGAAACAUGGCCGAUGGUGCUUGUUUGAUCUCCUGUUGCGUUCCCGUCAUUUUGCACACAAAAUCAUCUAAAAAUGGGCCGGCUUUCUCCAAGUACUGUGUAUCGAUGAUAAUUUGUACGACUUGCAUCAGCGCUAGACUAGGAUUUCGGAAAAUGGCCGAUAGACAACCGCUGAAACUGCGUGUCAACAGCAGAUUUGCAGCUUUCCGUACCAUUGCCGCUAUUUCAUUCGGUGACAGGGUUAAUUCUUCCGAAAAUUUCAUGCAUGCAUACAUAAAUUCCUUGGCUUGAUGGUAGACCUCGGGCACCAUUGUUGAAAAUGGGAAUUUCUUUGGGAAUGGCUGUACCUCCAAUUGCUCCGAAUGGAAUGGGAAACGUUCUAAAACUGCAUCGUACUGCUCUUGAUCAUGAACUUGAAGUGGCAAAUAGUCGCAUUUGUUGAGAAUUUCACGGAAUUCGUUGACCCAUCGCUGCAGCAAGACCUCAUUAUAAUGAUCUCUCAUUUCCAGUAGCAAGUCCCAUAAUUGUGACACCGUAUAGCCGUAUGUUUUCAGUGUUGUAAUGCAAAGCAUAAUCAAAUUUUUGAUACGUAGCAAAAUAUUUGGGUCAGUACACGAUGAUGAGCUCAUGCUAAGAACGUUCACAGCACGCGAUAAUGAUGACGACCACAAAUCGUCUAAAUACGAACGAUUCACAACGUCGCCAGCUGUGUUCAUUACAUGAUCUUCGACGAUAAAGAAACCAACAAUUGAGUAUAUAUAGUUUUUGUACGCCUCCAAAUUGUCGUGCAUCGCUUGCGGUGCCUGAAGAACUAAUUUUGCUUGAUCACGUCGUUGUUUGCGGUAAUCCUUUUCAAAGUACUCCUUGUCAUUGAGCACGGUGUAAAUGUGAAGGCAUCGAUAAAUGGGUGAAAAAUCGAUUAAAUCUUGUGCAGACAAAUCGUCCUCGUCGACGGAAUAGUCGUCGUUCGAGCUCAUCGUCGUUUUGUACUCACUGAUAAUUGAGGUCAAAUCGCGUUUUUGAUGCUUUUUCGUGUGUCGCAUCGCAACUUCACCGAUUUUCGGCGAAAAUUUUCGGAUAUUCUCUAAAAACUCACGGAAAUCCUCUUCGGACGAUUGUUUGAUUUGCUCUUUGAGCUUUGGAACGGCACUUUUCAUCUGCGAUGCAAAGCGAUACUUAUCCAUUUUGGGCAAGUGUUCACUUUCGAGAAUCUCUAGUGUUUUUAGUGCUGGAUAAUAUCGUUUCUCUUCCACUUGCUUCAACAAUUUUGUGAAACACUCAAGCACCGGCAAACAACUGCUCAGCGCAUCAAUUGUGUUUGCAAUGUUGCUUUCGAUUUUCCGUGCUCGCACCAAAUCUUUUCCUUUGGCCAAAACACCUGUUGAUGCUUUGCCCAAUGUAUCGUCCAAUUGCAUCACUUCCUCAUUCAAGUUGUUGGCCUGUGUUCGUACAUGCAACAGCUCUCGUAUCGAAUCAAUAAAUCCCUGAUAGUAGAGAUUGCAAAUCCGUUCGAUGUCCUUAUCAUGCGACCGAAUUCGGGCCUCAAUUUGAUCCGAGAGUAUAUCAUUUGAGUCACUUUCAAGAAUUGAACGAAAUGUCGGCCCCCAAUUAUCGUCCACCGCUUCGAUGUCCUGUAUCGAUGGUAUAUUCGCCAUAUCGCAAUGUCAACCACUUAUUUUCUAAGCACUAAACCCGAAUUUGUACAAAGAUCAACAAGAAAACUUUUGCUUCCUGUUUAAUAAACAUAGAAAAUAACACCUCCUAAUUGUAAAUGUCAAAAUACAAACGAACCCUAUCGGAAGCAUUGACAUCAAAUCCGCUGGUUGGCCUUGAUUGCAUGCUGAAUACCUUUUACCUUACUGUUUGAAAUUGGAUUUGUGGCAGAAAAAUGUCGGCCGACAUCAGGCAACUGAAAGAAGCUGCUCGCGAUGAAAGUCUCGACGCGAAAAUGAAAAAUAUCCUCGCCGAUAUUGCAGCCAUCGACGAAAAGGCAAAACGAUUAGCCAAACAACGUGAAAAACUCAUGAUGAGCUAUGAAGCACUCAAAGAUUCCAAACUCAUUCGAGAUGCAAAGACUGUCAUUUUGGACAAAGAAUGGGAACGAGAAAAUUUUGAAUGGUCAUAUCGGUUGAGAGAAACCAUGACGAAUGUGUUCAAAUUAAAGGACUUCCGACCGCAACAAUUGCAAACGAUCAACUGCAUUUUGGCAAAGAAAGACGUCGUCAUGAUUGCACCAACGGGCGGCGGAAAGAGUUUGUGCUAUCAAUUGCCUGCAAUGCUAGCCGAUGGUUUGACCAUUGUUAUUUCACCGCUGAUUUCACUGAUGGAAGAUCAAGUGUGGUCACUGCAAAAGUAUGCUAUAAAUGCUGAACUCCUGUGUUCUACAACCGAUAAAAAUAAAAACAAUACAAUUCUAAAGCAAAUGGCAGAUGGAAAAAACACAUGUCCAUUCAAAAUACUCUACGUAACACCUGAACGUCUGGCCAAAAGUAAACGAUUUAUGAACGCGCUGCAGAAAUGCUAUGAGGCAAAACGGCUACAUUUGAUUGCCAUCGAUGAAGUGCAUUGCAUCAGCCAGUUUGGAAAUGAUUUUCGUCCGGAUUAUAAAUUUUUAGGUGCAUUAAAGACAAUGUUCCCCGAUAUACCAUUUCUUGGUGUAACGGCAACGGCCACGACCAAAGUCAUUCUUGACAUACAGAAAAUGUUGAAUUUGCAACAGCCAGUCGUGUUGAAAGCGGAAUUCAAUCGACCCAAUCUAUAUUAUCACGUGAUGGAUAAACCAGACGAAAAGAAGCAAUGUAUUGAGCUGUUAGUUGAUCUUCUGACCAACCGAUAUGCUGGUAAAUCGGGCAUAAUUUAUGCGUUUUCAAUUGCCGACACCGAAGAAAUCGCUUCCGAAUUAAUACAAAGAAAUCUAAAAGUUCGACCGUAUCAUGCUCAGCUCACGAAUGAACGUCGCACAAUAGUGCAUCAAAAAUGGCUGUCGGGGGAGAUCCAGUGCGUAAUUGCAACGGUUGCAUUUGGAAUGGGCAUUGACAAGCCAAAUGUCCGUUUUGUUAUUCAUCACACAAUGAGCAAAAGCAUGGAAAAUUACUAUCAAGAAAGUGGACGAGCUGGCCGAGAUGGGAAGAGAGCCGAAUGCAUACUGAUGUACCGAAGUGCAGAUAUCGCGAGAAUUACAACAAUGGUAUUCACCGAACACACCGGCCUAAGCAAUGCCUAUCAAAUGAUCCAAUUCUGUAUCGAUGGCAUCAGCUGUAGACGUGAUCUCAUCAGUAGACAUUUUAUGGAUGUGUGGAGUAGUUCGGCUGUAUGCAACCGAAUGUGUGACCGAUGCAAUCACCAAAAUAGCAUAAAGCCACUGAAAAUGAACAUCACCGAACACUGUCUAGCCCUGUACAAAAUCAUUGAUUAUGCCACAAGCAUGGAUGUCAAACUGACCCAUUUGAAAUUGGUCGACUCAUGGUAUCAAAAAGGUAAAACCAAUCUUCGAUGUAAAGAUAUUCCGGUGCCAAGCUUCGAACGAAUAACUGCCGAACAAAUGGUCGCCAAUUUGCUCAUCAAAGGCUAUUUGAAAGAGGACUUCCAUUUUACUGCUUACACAACGUACAGUUACAUCAAAAAAGGUGACAAAAUCGCCGAUGGACACGAUCGAAUAAUUUUCUAUGGUGCACGCGUUCUGCUGUUGCCAGAACGUGGUCAAUUUCCAAAGAAAGAGAAAGAAAUUAAGAAGGAGAAUGGCGAAGAAAGCGUUUCUGUGACGGAUUCAGAUGCUCCACCAGCAAAAAAAGUGAAGAAAGAAAAGAAAUCAAAAAGCAAUGCCAACAGCAGUAGCAGUCACAGUGAACCUGAAUUAAAUGUUUCGAUGAACAACUCAAAGGACGAAUCAAGCCCAAAAAAGAAGAAGAAAAGCAAACAUGAAAAGAAACGACGAUCCAGAUCGGAUUCAUCAGAAAAGGGCGAUGACUGUGUCAUUCUCGUCGAAGGCAGCGAUGUCAUCGAAAUUGACUAAAUUAGAAAUGUAGCCCAUAGAUAAUAAGAGAAUAAGCCCAUAGAUAAUAAGAUAUUGAAGAAUCUAUGGCUUGAACAAAUGUCCAAAUAAAUUUAUAUGAAUGUCAGUACUCACUGCUGCGCCUAAUUUA